Messenger RNA from Serpula lacrymans var. lacrymans S7.9, 399 nucleotides. RefSeq lists its product as uncharacterized. The transcript has a single exon. Bases 1 to 399 code for a protein of 132 amino acids. The record is from RefSeq and is a predicted model, not a curated record. Lineage: Eukaryota; Fungi; Basidiomycota; Agaricomycetes; Boletales; Serpulaceae.
AUGGACCGAGAUACGCUUAUACUUUCUGCUACGGCGGCAAAGACGUCCUUAAACUGGAAAGUGCCCAUCGAUUCCUCUAGAAGUGGCCGGAGUGGAUGGGCUCAUGGUGUCACAUACUUGAAAGAACUGGCUCUGGAUGCGAAUCUUUUCCUGGUUGAAACGACAAAUCUUACGGCCUCAGACCUUGGGUUCAUCAUGAUCAAGCCGAGGACAAUUCAUAUUCCACCGUGGCAAGCUACCUUGCCAUUCUCGAGUAUACCUUACCGGCGAUUUCUGACCCUUAUUAGGAUCGACCUUACAAAUGCUUCAUCAGAAAGUCGUGCCGUUCUGGUGGCCGUUAACUGGGCAUUGGUUCUUCAUUCGGUGAUUAUGCGAGACUUAAAACCAUCAUUGAUUUGA